AUGCCACAACGUAUCUACACUACCAUCACAAAGGACGUCUUCGACCUCAUCCACAAGCUGUGUUCCUCGGCAUUCACUGUUUGGAAUACCAUUGAGGGCCUCUUUCGCUCCAACGAGCUCCAACAUGCUGCCUACUUCGAGGCUGAGUUCGACAGUCCCCAACAAGACGACAUGAGCAUCUCCUACUACUGCGCAAGCUCAAAACACUCGCCAACAACCUCCGUGACGUUGCUCCAAAUUCCCAUCCCGCACCUUCAUGAGCGCCCAUCUUACCUACUGUUGGUGGAGCUCCACGAACUCCACGACGCUAAGAUGGAAGCCAGUCAGGGCCUCUUCAUCGGCCAUGACGGGUCCCCUUCCUCAGUCUCUGGACCUGCUGACGCUGGCCCUAGCUUUGGCUCCAACCGGAACAAGAAUGGCAACAAAAAGCGUGGUCGUAGCUCCGGCUCCAAUUCUGACACCUCUUCUGCUCCCGGCGGCACGGGCAGCGCACCCCAGCAGCGCCACGCCGCUCCUGGCACUCCAUGGGCUGCCGGCUACAACAGACAUUGA
Messenger RNA from Phragmites australis (common reed), 552 nucleotides. RefSeq lists its product as uncharacterized. The coding region runs from base 1 to 552 and encodes 183 amino acids. The transcript is spliced from 2 exons. NCBI's taxonomy places the organism in Eukaryota, Viridiplantae, Streptophyta, Magnoliopsida, Poales, Poaceae. The record is from RefSeq and is a predicted model, not a curated record.